AUGAGCGAAGCAUUCAAGGCCUCAACCAGGCUAUCACUGCUCGGAGGCCACGUCGGCGACAAGGUGGCCCCGGACACACUCCGACGACCCAACGUACAGGCCUCAAGGAGUGCUGGAGAUCCUCUCAUAUUGCCUCCAGGUAUCAACUCACAGUCAUUCAAGGAUUUCAUUGGAAAGGCUAUCGACAUCGUUGGCGAAGACAACGUCACCGUGAUCAAUGAUGCGCAACAACUGGGCAAGCAGAGCUACCUUGAUCCCAGCAAGGUGCACGACAUGUUCUACAUCGCCGACGAGGACUAUUUCGUCAGCUCAGCCGUUGUCUGUCCUCGAAACGUCCAGGAUGUCCAAACCAUCUUACGGCUUUCCAACGAAUUCGAGGUACCCUUGUGGCCCUUCUCGGUUGGGCGGAAUGUCGGCUACGGUGGUGCUGCGCCUCGGGUGCCUGGCAGCGUCGGGCUGGACAUGGGCAAGAACAUGAACAAGAUCCUCGAGGUCAACGUCGACGGUGCCUAUGCUCUGGUCGAACCUGGAGUCACCUUCGCCGGCUUGCAUGACUAUCUGGUCCAGAACAAUCUCCGGGACAAGCUGUGGGUCGACGUCCCCGACCUGGGAGGCGGAUCAGUCCUGGGAAAUACGAUUGAAAGGGGUGUUGGAUAUACGCCCUAUGGUGAUCACUGGAUGAUGCACUGUGGUCUGGAAGUCGUCCUCCCAGACGGCACUCUGCUUCGAACCGGCAUGGGUGCCUUGCCGGAUCCGUCAGCGGACCCCAGCUUACCCGCUGACCAACAACCGGCGAACAAAUGUUGGCAGCAUUUCAACUAUGGGUUUGGUCCUUACAACGAUGGAAUCUUCACUCAGUCAUCGCUAGGCAUCGUGGUCAAGAUGGGCAUCUGGCUGAUGCCCAAUCCCGGCGGGUAUCAAUCAUACCUUAUCACCAUCCCACGCGACGAGGACCUCCAUCAAGCGGUCGAAAUCAUCCGACCACUAAGGGCCGCCAUGGUGCUACAGAAUGUUCCUACUAUUCGGCAUAUCCUACUUGACGCGGCAGUCGUGGGAGACAAAAAAGCGUACAGCAACUCCGACAAGCCACUGACCGACGUCGAACUGGACGCCAUUGCCAAGAAGCUCAAUCUGGGCCGGUGGAACUUCUAUGGCGCUCUAUACGGACCGCCGCCCGUCCGGGAUGCGUUGUGGCAGGUGGUCAAGGCCUCGUUUUCCGCCAUCCCCGGAGCCAAAUUCUACUUCCCGGAAGACAUCCCGGAAAGCAAGGUGCUCCAGAUCCGGCACGACACCAUGCAGGGCAUCCCAAGCAUGGACGAGCUCAAAUGGGUAGACUGGCUCCCGAACGGGGCGCACCUGUUCUUCAGCCCGAUCGCCAAAGUCACGGGCGACGACGCCAUGGCCCAGUAUAAGGUCACGCGGCAGCGAUGCGAGGAGUAUGGGUUCGACUUCAUUGGCGACUUUGUGGUGGGUAUGCGUGAGAUUCACCACAUCGUCUGUAUCGUCUUCGACCGGAAAGACCCAAAGCAGCGCCGUAACGCCCACGAAAUGAUACGCACGCUCAUUGACGACGCCGCGAAGCGCGGCUGGGGCGAGUACCGCACCCAUCUGGCGCUGAUGGACCAGAUCGCCGACACGUACAACUUCAACAAUAACGCACAGAUGAAGUUGAACGAGACCAUCAAGAAUGCCCUAGAUCCCAAGGGCGUUUUGGCUCCGGGCAAAAAUGGCAUUUGGCCCAAGACUUACGAUGGCAAGGCUUGGAAGGUGCCUUUGUAA
Messenger RNA from Capronia coronata CBS 617.96, 1779 nucleotides. RefSeq names its product vanillyl-alcohol oxidase. Gene Ontology annotation, biological process: lactate catabolic process. Gene Ontology annotation, cellular component: mitochondrion. The record is from RefSeq and is a predicted model, not a curated record. The transcript is spliced from 4 exons. Gene Ontology annotation, molecular function: FAD binding; D-lactate dehydrogenase (NAD+) activity; D-lactate dehydrogenase (cytochrome) activity. Lineage: Eukaryota; Fungi; Ascomycota; Eurotiomycetes; Chaetothyriales; Herpotrichiellaceae. Bases 1 to 1779 code for a protein of 592 amino acids.